CUCUCUCUCACCUUUUCAUUUUCCCGUCUUCUGCAUUGGUUUUGUACUGUUACCACCAAUAAACAGCCAAGAAUAUGAGCUAGGUGCUACAGAUCUGAGCAUAUAUACACAUAAACAGGCUUGAUUUACUUCUAGACGCCAUGGAGUCUUGUGUUCCACCUGGAUUCCGAUUUCAUCCCACUGAUGAAGAGCUAGUUGGAUACUAUCUGAGGAAGAAGGUUGCAUCACAGAAGAUCGAUCUUGACGUUAUCAGAGAUAUUGAUCUAUACAGAAUCGAACCAUGGGAUCUUAAAGACAAAUGUCGGAUCGGAUAUGAAGAGCAGAACGAGUGGUAUUUCUUCAGCCACAAAGAUAAGAAGUACCCAACUGGGACAAGGACAAACAGAGCAACCAUGGCAGGUUUUUGGAAGGCUACAGGAAGAGACAAGGCAGUUUAUCUCAAGACAAAGCUUAUUGGUAUGAGAAAAACCCUCGUAUUCUACAAAGGAAGGGCUCCAAAUGGCCAGAAAACUGACUGGAUCAUGCAUGAAUAUAGGCUUGAAUCAGAAGAAAAUGGUCCUCCACAGGAAGAAGGAUGGGUGGUAUGCCGAGCUUUUAAAAAGCGAAUCACAGGACAAACAAAGAGCAUUGAAGGGUGGGACUCAACCUACUAUUAUGAAGAACCAAGUGGCGGAAUCUCAGUUGUGGAUUCUAUUGAUUAUAUGACAAGGAAGCCCUCAAACUAUUCCCAGAAUUUCAUGUGCAAGCAAGACAUAGAAGCAAAAAAUUUAAAUAUUGUACAUUCAUCAGCUGAUCAUCAUCAAUUCGUUCAACUUCCACAGCUAGAAAGUCCGUCGUUGACAAUGAUGAAAAAACCAAGUCUGGUGUCCAUAGUAUCAGAAAAUUACAUCAAUGAAGAAGAUGAAAAGGCUAGAGUUGAAUGCAAUUCAAAAAAGAUAACUGCAGAUUGGAGAGAUCUUGACAAGUUUGUUGCUUCUCAGCUGAGCCACGGAGAUAGAUACCAAGAUGAUGCUGUUGCAAGCUUUGAAGCUCUUAAUAAUGAUUCAGAUUUGGGAUUGAUUAUAUUGCAAAGGGGUAGAGAAGAAGGAGACAAUUUAAAUCAACUUUUGAGUUCAACUUUAGAUUCAGAUAUUGGAAUUUGCUUGUAUAAUAAAUGAAGUGACUAUAUAGGAAAAAGGGUUUCAUCAUUAUAGUCAUUUUCUAUUUUGAGAGGGAGAGUGAGAUUAUAUGUAUACAUAUUUUAGUAAAUGUAUUGCUUGUGAAUGAUUAAAAGAUCGAAUUCCAAAUC
Molecule: messenger RNA, 1288 nt
Organism: Olea europaea var. sylvestris
Lineage: Eukaryota; Viridiplantae; Streptophyta; Magnoliopsida; Lamiales; Oleaceae
Product: NAC domain-containing protein 37-like
Exons: 4
Coding region: 141-1157 (338 amino acids)
Biological process (GO): regulation of DNA-templated transcription
Molecular function (GO): DNA binding
Source: RefSeq, a predicted model, not a curated record